Messenger RNA from Lodderomyces oxycetoniae, 1866 nucleotides. Its product is annotated as ribosome biosynthesis protein. The transcript has 3 exons. Gene Ontology annotation, cellular component: nucleolus. NCBI's taxonomy places the organism in Eukaryota, Fungi, Ascomycota, Pichiomycetes, Serinales, Debaryomycetaceae. Gene Ontology annotation, biological process: ribosomal small subunit biogenesis; ribosomal large subunit biogenesis. The record is from RefSeq and is a predicted model, not a curated record. Bases 1 to 1866 code for a protein of 621 amino acids. Gene Ontology annotation, molecular function: DNA binding; RNA binding.
AUGAGUAACAGUUUAGAGGAACGACUAAAAGAACACUCAUCUGCUUUUGAUGGGUUGUUAUCCUUGAUACCAGCCAAAUAUUUUUAUGAUGAUGCCACUCAAGACCAAUGGCAGCAGAAAAAGAAGGGUAAGGAAGAAUUGAAGCAGAACAAAAGAGCAAAGUUCAAUCCUGAAUCCAAAAAUAAUGCGGAUGAGCUUGUGAACUCACAUGCGAGUGCUAGAGAUGUAAUGGAGAAUAACUCUAGGCGUGCACUUGAAGAACAAAGCGUGAAUAAGCAUGAGUUGGACGUGAAGCUGAAACUGAAAACUGAUGACGGUGAUGGUGAUGGUGAUGGUAAGAAGAAUGUGCAGAGUGGUGCGGGUACAGGUGCGGGUGUGGGUACGGAUAAUUUGCCAAUAUCGGAGUCCACUAUGAACGGUGGGGUGAAGAAGGAGGAGGAAAAUGAUGAUGGCGAUAUACUAAUGAACGAUGAUGAUAAUCAUUUGAUAUUUGACGAUGACGGGAACGAAAUAGAGAACGGGUCAUUUCUUAAGGAGCUGAUACGAAAUAACAACAAUACAAAGAAGCCCAAAGCACGAGCAUUAUCUCCUGAAGAGCGAAAGGAGAAAGAGGAAAAGCUUGCAAAGUUGAGGGAAAAAUUAGAAACCAAAAUCAGUAAUCUAAGAGAUAAAAGAAAAGCAAUAGGGUCAAAGGCACAAGGAGCACCUCAAUCUCGUGAACAGAUUUUGGCCGAGAGGAAGAGAAGGGUUGAAUUGUCGAAGCAACAGAAACGGAAACAUUCUGAAUUAGAAGAAGAAGAAGAAGAAAACAACGAGGAUGAGGAGGAAGAACUUUCCGAAUUUGAUAAUUCCGACAUGGAAGAUACUGGAGGUGAACAUACAGACAAGUCUGUGAUUUUUGGAAACAUUGCAUUCCAAGAUGGGUCCCAGGUGACAUCUGAUUUGACUAGGUUACGUAAGUCUGCGGAUAAAAGAAAACAAAAGGGACCAGCAAAUAAUGACAUCAAGGCCCAUUUGAAAAAGAUUGAGAAAAAGAAACAAAAACUAGCAUCAAUGACUUUGGAAGACCAGGAAAAGCAGAAUCAAAAGGAUAAAUGGCAAAAAGUGAUAUCACAAGCCGAGGGCGUGAAGGUAAAAGAUGAUGAGAAAUUGUUAAAGAAAGCCUUGAAAAGGAAAGAAAAGAAGAAAUUGAAAAGCGAAAUCGAAUGGAGAGAAAGAAAACAAAUUGUCAAGGAUACAGUUGCAGCUAGGGCUAAAAGAAGGGAAGAAAAUUUGAAAGCUAGAAAAGAUAGUAAACGUGUAAAAGGUAGUAAGAAGAAAUCUCAGCAACCUAAAUUGAGAAAAUUUACAGGUGUGGGAACCAAUGGCUUUCAACUUUUGAAUCAUUUUGAAAAACAAACAGGUUUACCAAGAUCAUAUGCUGUUUUGGCCUUUGUUGGAUUUUAUUUUGUUUUAAUCUUUUUGAAUUUUGGUGGAAUUGGGCAAUUAUUGUCAAAUAUUGCUGGGUUUGUUGUACCAGGUUAUUACUCGAUUUUGGCAUUACAGACCGCUACGUCAAAGGAUGACACUCAAAUUUUGACAUAUUGGGUAGUCUUUGCAUUUUUGAAUGUUAUUGAGUUUUGGUCAAAGGCUAUUUUGUAUUGGAUUCCAUUUUAUUAUUUGUUCAAAACAAUCUUUUUGUUGUACAUUGGUAUUCCAGCUACUGGAGGUGCUGAAACGAUUUACAAUACCGUUAUUAAGCCAAUUGCUAAUCAAUAUGUUCGUCCAAUUGACACCAAUGUGACUACUAAUGCCAAUGCUCCUCACAGCUAUGCGGAUACGAUCCAUGACACUGCUGAAGGUGUUUCAACAUCAGUUCACAUCUAA